AUGAACAGUUCGACCAAUUAUGCCGAGAGCGUCCAUAUUCUUGGCGUAGGGAAUGUUGGCCGACUUUUCGCUCAUGCUAUUGCGAACGUACCCCACCCUCCUCAAGUAACGCUGUUAUUACAUCGUGAAAGUCUUCUUGAUGACUGGGAAAAGGCCAAUCAAACCAUAUCACUCACUACCGGGAACACGAUUUCAGCAUCGGGGGAGUACAAGGUCGAAGUCCUUUCACCAUCAACCACAGAUAUCAUUUCAAACUUAAUAGUAGCAACAAAAGCGACAAGAACUGCUUCCGCUCUUUCGGCAGUCAAGCAUCGACUGAAUCCACAGUCUACGAUCCUACUAACACAGAAUGGGAUGGGCAUAUUUCCAACCUCAAAAGAGCCAACGAAAAACCCAAAAUACCAUCUACAAGACACUGGAACUUUUAUCGAAGCAAUCAACACCCAUGGAAUUUUCUCAAAUGGUCCAUUCUCGUCAAUCCUAGCCGGACGAGCAGAACUUACACUUUCUUCCUCUACCGGACUCAAUGAAACCAACUCGGCACUGACAAACCUCCUCACAUCUUCCACCAUCCUCAACGCGGAUACAAUCCCCUACCCCGAAUUCCGCCUCCGCAAACUCGAGAAACUAGUAGUCAACGCCUGCAUAAACCCACUAACAGCUAUAUUUGCCUGCAAAAACGGAGAACUAUUCACACAACCCCCAAUCGUACAGCUCAUGCGUCUCCUACUAUCAGAAAUAUCGCAACUGCUCCAAAAUCUGCCAGAAAUCCGUGCGCUCGAUCCAUCCGAAGAUCUUGACGUCCCCACUCGAUUCUCCAUCGAGGAAUUAGAGUUGAAAGUCCUAGCCGUAGCAGACAAAACUGCGGCGAACACAUCUUCGAUGUUACAGGAUGUGCGCGCGAAUAGGGAAACGGAGAUUGAGUAUAUCACUGGGUAUUUAUUGAAGAGGGGGAGAGAGUGUGGUGUUGAUAUGCAUUUCAAUGCGCAGGUGUAUGAUAUGGUGCAAGCUGGGAGGACGCUGAAGGCGGAGGAUGUGGUGCAUGAGUUUGGGAUGGGGGAGGGGUAUUUAGGGGCGCUGUUUGAUCCUAUGGGUUGGGUUUAUUCGAGGAAUUCGGGAUGA
Messenger RNA from Glarea lozoyensis ATCC 20868, 1122 nucleotides. Its product is annotated as 6-phosphogluconate dehydrogenase C-terminal. The transcript is spliced from 2 exons. Gene Ontology annotation, molecular function: NADP binding; 2-dehydropantoate 2-reductase activity. Gene Ontology annotation, biological process: pantothenate biosynthetic process. NCBI's taxonomy places the organism in Eukaryota, Fungi, Ascomycota, Leotiomycetes, Helotiales, Helotiaceae. The record is from RefSeq and is a predicted model, not a curated record. The coding region runs from base 1 to 1122 and encodes 373 amino acids. Gene Ontology annotation, cellular component: cytoplasm; mitochondrion.